Messenger RNA from Diorhabda sublineata, 516 nucleotides. RefSeq names its product ejaculatory bulb-specific protein 3-like. NCBI's taxonomy places the organism in Eukaryota, Metazoa, Arthropoda, Insecta, Coleoptera, Chrysomelidae. The record is from RefSeq and is a predicted model, not a curated record. The coding region runs from base 98 to 472 and encodes 124 amino acids. The transcript is spliced from 2 exons.
AUUGAUUUUGUCAAUAAUUCUCUAUGGAAACAAGUCUAUAUAUACCCGUUUAUAAGGAUUUUUUUGUUUAUAAAUAUUCUGAAUAAAUAGAAGUAGCAUGGGGUUGACACGAUUAAUCGUUUUAUUGGCGGUAGUAUCUUGUAGUUUUGCUCAAACUUACAACACUAGAUAUGAUAACAUCGACAUUGACCAAAUUUUAGCAAGUAAAAGAUUGUUGGAUAAUUAUAUACAGUGUCUUUUAGAUGAAAACGCUAAAAGGUGUUCACCGGAAGGACGAGAAUUUAAAAAAUAUAUACCUGAAGCGAUUCGCACCAACUGUGCUAAAUGUUCAGAUUCCCAAAAAAGAAUUGUUAAAAAAACUGCCAAACACAUAAUAACUAAUAGACCACAAGAUUGGGAAAAAAUUAAACAGAAAUUUGAUCCUCAAGGAAAAUAUCAUCAAAGUUUUAAUGAUUUCUUAAAUAGUAGUUAAAAUGUUUUUUUUUAUAUUAUAUAUAAAUAAAUAUCUAUCAAUUA